UUUCAUAGCAACUUAUUAUAUUAAGUAAAUUAAACUGCAGAAUAACGUUGAAAUAAAAGCUGGUUUGAAGAAGUCUGAAAUGUACAAGUUUUCGUAAAACGCACAGUGUCUACUUACUGAAAGCAAAAUUCGCAAUAUAACAAGCUUCAUUUAAAAAGCUAUUUUUUUGUGCAAAUUUUUUCUCUCAGAAAAUAAAAAAAAACCUCUUUACUUUUUUUUUUUUGGAACUUGACAAUUUUGUUUCAUUACAUCGGGAAAUUAUAAAUGGAAGACAACGAAGCAUUUCAAGAUGAGCUACUUGCCUUAGAAAGUAUUUAUCCUUCUUGUCUUUUACCAAUAUCCGAGAAGAGUUACACAUACACACUGAGUAUACCCGACAGCAGAGUACAUCUGAACCUACAAUUUCCCAUCGAGUAUCCGGACUCUCCACCUAUUGUGCUAGAUGCUUAUGGAAUUGAUAAAGCCCUUGCAGAAGACGUUCUGCUGUCGGUUGCUACCGGUGAUGUAUGUAUUUUUUCGUAUAUAGAUUUGCUGAAAGAACUAGUGGAUAUCGAAACAGAACAAGAAGUCAUGCAGAACGAGCACAAGAAGCAAGUAGAAUCAGAAAAAGAUUCACCAGUAAUGCUUGAUAAAAAUCAAUAUGUUGCUAAGACUCCAGAAACCCAUCAAGAAGAGUGGAAGCCCUCGUUCGACUGGAAAGAAUCACAAGCGAUCAAUGAUAGAAAGAGUACUUUUGCAGCUCAUGCCACUAGAGUUCAUAGCCCGGAAGAAGUUCAGAAAGCUUUGGAGGAGCUGUACAUGAACAAAAAGGUAGCCAAGGCAAAUCACAACAUGGUAGCUUAUCGUGUAAUUUCUCAACGUGGAAAUGUCAUUCAAGACAAUGAUGAUGAUGGUGAAUCCGCUGCCGGAUCACGCAUGGGUCAUUUACUCACAAUGAUGGAUGCCGAGAAUGUUUUUGUUUGUGUCUCACGUUGGUUCGGAGGCACCCAUAUCGGACCUGAUCGUUUCAAGCAUAUUAAUUCUACUGCCCGUGAAGCAGUCCUUUUAACCGGAGCCGCACCUGAACAGAAGAAAGGUAAUGACGAUAAGAAGAAAAAGAAGCAUCGGUAAAAAUUUAUUUAUGUUCUCCUUCGGCCAAAACUUUGCGAGAAAUUAAUUGAGCACUAGUAGGUUUUGCUGAAACUGCUAAUUAUGGAUGUACAAUACUUUAAUAGAAUGUUAAUAGAUAUGCAGUUUUUAAUCUUUGACUC
This is a messenger RNA of Schizosaccharomyces octosporus yFS286, 1250 nucleotides long. RefSeq lists its product as uncharacterized. Gene Ontology annotation, biological process: regulation of translational initiation. The transcript has 3 exons. Gene Ontology annotation, cellular component: cytoplasm. NCBI's taxonomy places the organism in Eukaryota, Fungi, Ascomycota, Schizosaccharomycetes, Schizosaccharomycetales, Schizosaccharomycetaceae. Gene Ontology annotation, molecular function: protein binding. The record is from RefSeq and is a predicted model, not a curated record. Bases 265 to 1110 code for a protein of 281 amino acids.